CAGCCGUGUCCCUGAUGUCCCCUGUGUCCCCAGCCAUGGCCGAGUACCGCAGUCUGCUGGAGGAGCUGGCCCAGAACAUCACGGCCGAGGACCUGGAGCAGCUCAAGUCCGCGUGUCGCGAGGACAUCCCCAGCGGGGAGGGGGACGCCAUCGCCACCGGCCACCACUGGUUCGCCUUCCUGGAGCGCCACAGCAAACUGGACCGAGACAACCUGUCCUACAUCGAGCACAUCUUCGAGAUCUCGCGCCGGCCGGACCUGCUGACCAAGGUUGUCCAGUACCGCACGCAGGUGCUCAAGAUCUCCGAGGAGGACGAGGUGGACACGAAGCUCACGCGCAUCCCCAGCGCCAAGAAGUACAAGGGUGAGACCCCUCCCCAAAAUAAAACCGGGACAGGGACGGCCGGGGACCCCCAGGGACGGGGACAGCUGGGGACCCCCACGGACAGCCAGGGACCCCCAGGGAAAGGGACAGCCAGAGACCCCCAGACACAGUCGGGGACAGGAAGAGGGACAGCCGGGGAUCCCCAGGACACCCGGACCCCCAGGGACAGCUGGGGACCCCCAGGGACAGCCGGGGACCCCCAGAACAGCCGGGGACCCCCAAUUAACCCAAUUAUCCCCGGGAAGAGUUGGAGCCCCCCCCCCAUUAUCCCAAGGCUGUGACAGGGAUGCCAAGGGGGGUUAAAGACCCCCCCAGAAGAGUUGGGGACCCCCGGGCAGGGCUGGAGACCCCCAGGAAGAGCUGGAGAGCCCCAGACAGGAUUGGGGACCCUCAGGAAGAGCUGGAGACCCCCCCAAGAAGGGCUGGGGACCCCCAGACAGGGUUGGGGACCCCCAGGAAGGGCUGGGGACCCCCCCAGGAAAGGCUGGGGACCCCUGCACAGAAUUGGGGACCCCCGGGCAGAAUUGGAGACCCCCAGGAAGGGUUGGAGACCCCCGGACAGGAUUGGAGACCCCCCCCAGGAAGGGCUGGAGACCCCCGGGCAGGGUUGAGGACCCCUAGGAAGGGCUGGGGACCCCCCCAGGAAGGGCUGGAGACCCCCGCCCAGAAUUGGGGACCCCCGGGCGGAAUUGGAGACCCCUGGGCAGGGCUGGGGACCCCCGCCCAGAAUUGGGGACCCCCGGGCGGAAUUGGAGACCCCCAGGAAGGGCUGGAGACCCCCCCAGGAAAGGCUGGGGACCCCCCCCAGAAUUGGGGACACCCGGACAGAGUUGAGGACCCCCAGGAGGGUCUGGAGACCCCCAGGAAGGGCUGGGGACCCCUGCCCAGAACUGGGGACCCCCGGGCGGAAU
Messenger RNA from Cyanistes caeruleus (blue tit), 1295 nucleotides. NCBI's taxonomy places the organism in Eukaryota, Metazoa, Chordata, Aves, Passeriformes, Paridae. The record is from RefSeq and is a predicted model, not a curated record.